AUGGUGGCGUAUAACUAAUGCUGGUCGUCAGUGUGGAAAACAGACUUGUUUCACUAAUAAGUAUUCGAGACUUGUAAAGGCUAGAAGCCGUUUCUGGGGAUUCGCGUUCCUUUUAUGGCAGAGGUGUCACACCUCUUUAUCAGUGGUUCGUUCUGCCUCAGCCAGAGAAACUCCCAAAUGCAGUUGUUUACAAAGUUCAACUUUCACACCAUUCUCCAACGAAAAGGGACAUCUUUAGGUACGGACUGAUGAAUAAUUUAAAUAAUCCACCCAACUGGAAUAUCCGUCCAAAUGAUGACGGUGGAGAUGGAAGUAAAUGGAAUUAUGCCCUGUUGGUGCCAAUGCUGGGGCUUGCUGCAUUUCGGUGGAUCUGGUCAAAAGAAUCUGAAAAAGAAAUUACUCAGGCAAAAACGGAGUAUACCCAGAAAGUAUCGAACAUAGAAAAAGAUCUUGAAACCAAAUAUCGGGACAUCAUCUCAGAAAAUCGCCGUACGGUUGCACACUUGGAAAUUGAACUAGAGAAGGAGCAGAACAGAACUCUGAGUUAUCGCAGGGCUCUCGUUUCCCAGAGUCAGAAACUUGUGGAGGAAAGGAAACUUAUGGAGCAAGAGAAAGUCCGACUGAUGCAGGAAAUGCAAGUGGUGCAACAGUCAGGGACCGCUGGAGCCUUGUAUUCGUCCUACCUUGGAAAAGAGGAACAAUGGCGGAUUAAGGCUAAAAGUUUGUUGAGGGAAUUUGAAGAUGACCUUAAAGAGAGACAGAACAUUUACUGCAGCUUGAUGGUACCAAAAGCUAGGAGGCUAGAAUUAGAAAAGAAAAUGCUGAUCAAAGCUGCUACUGAUCCUGUUGCUGUUGAGUUGGACGUGCAGGAUGGCUUGAAUGAUAUAUUUAAGCAUGAUACACACUGUGCUGUCUUGAUGAACACCAAUAAGAGUCAGAAUGGCAAGUUAAUGUGGGUAUAUCUGAGAUACUGGGAGCUGGCAGUGGAACUUAAAAAGUUAAAACAUGUUGAAGCAUCUAUGUUAGGUAAAAAGGAAAUGUAGCUUUUUUGCCAGAAAAAAAAAACGGCAAAAUGCAAUUUUUGAGAAAACCUUGUCCAAUAGUAAUAGUAACCUUGUCCGAUAGUAAAACCGUGUCCAAAGUUACUACAGUUUAUGCUUCUUAUGACCUUGUAUUAUGUUGAAAUAUAAAAAAUAAAUGGUA
Spea bombifrons (plains spadefoot toad) is the source of this 1203-nucleotide messenger RNA. RefSeq names its product coiled-coil domain containing 127 (gene CCDC127). The transcript has 4 exons. NCBI's taxonomy places the organism in Eukaryota, Metazoa, Chordata, Amphibia, Anura, Pelobatidae. Bases 249 to 1043 code for a protein of 264 amino acids. The record is from RefSeq and is a predicted model, not a curated record.